GCACACAUACAUACACACACAGAGAUGGCUUCAGGACCUCAGCACUCCCUGCCACUCCUCCUAGGACUGUUCAUGAUUUCUGCCACGGCCUCAGCAGUCAACCUCGAGGCAAAGCUUUACAAGGAGUUGAUGGAGGGCUACAACAAGAACGUCCGGCCCAUGGAGGAGAGUGGAGACAUCACCAAGGUCCUCAUCAAGAUGACGCUCACUAACCUCAUCUCACUGAAUGAAAAGGAGGAAGCCCUGACAACCAGCGUCUGGAUAGAAAUGCAAUGGUGUGACUACCGGCUCCGGUGGGACCAGCCCCCCAGAUCACAUCUGUACGGCAGCAUCACAUCUGAACUGCGUGUCCCCUCCAGAAGCAUCUGGCUGCCUGACGUCGUACUGGAGAAUAAUGUGGAUGGAAAAUUUGACGUGGCCCUUUAUUGCAAUGCUCUGGUGUCUCCUAACGGCUGUGUGUACUGGCUGCCUCCCGCCAUCUACCGCAGUGCCUGCGCCAUCACCGUCAACUACUUCCCCUUUGAUUGGCAAAACUGCACCAUGGUCUUCCGCUCCCAGACGUACAGUGCCAACGAGAUCGAGCUGGUUCUCAAGGAGGAUCAAAACAGCACACUGGAGUGGGUGGACAUCGACCCAGAAGCUUUUACAGAGAAUGGAGAAUGGAUCAUCAGGCACAGGCCAGCCAAGAAGGUGACCAACCCUCAGUACACUAGAGAUGAGCUGGAGUACCAGGAAUUAGUUUUCUUCCUCAUCAUCCAGAGAAAGCCUCUCUUCUACAUCAUCAACAUCAUCGUUCCAUGUGUGCUCUUCUCGUCCCUCGGCCUGCUGGUCUACUACUUACCUGCCAAAGCCGGCGGCCAGAAAUGCACCAUGUCUAUUGCAUCUCUUCUGGGCCAGACUGUGUUCCUCUUCCUCAUCGCUAAGAAGGUCCCCGAGACUUCAAAGGCAGUGCCUCUUAUUGGAAAGUACCUGAUGUUUGUGAUGUCAGUGACCACUAUGGUUGUGAUGAACUGUGUGAUCGUCCUCAACGUGUCCCUGAGAACCCCCAACACCCACAUAAUGACAGAUAAAGUCAGAAAGAUCCUCCUCAACACCCUGCCUCAGCUGCUGAGGAUGCGGAUGCGACCCUGGAUGCCUAACAGUGACAAAAGCCCCAAAACAGAAAAUCGUAAUAUGCUUUCGGGAGACAGAUUUUCCCGCAGACGUCAGAGCUCCAUGACUCUCAUCUCCAAGGCAGAGGAAUAUUCAAUGAAAACGGCUCGAUCUGAGUUCAUGUUUGCCCAACGCAAAGAGAGAAAUGGAUUGGUGAAAUCAGCGUUAGACGAACUACAGGACGGGCUGGUGGAAAGGUCAGCCGAGCAGCUCAGCGCCAGUCUGGCUCAGGCUUCUCCACAGCUGAAGCAGUGUGUGGCUUCCUGCAAACUCAUAGCAGAGACUGCAAGACAGCAGAGCAACUUUGAGAGAGAGAAUGAAGAAUGGUUCCUGGUUGCCCGGGUGAUCGACAGGAUCUGCUUUAUCGUCAUGGCAUUAGUGUUUUUCAUCGGCACGAUUGGCAUCUUCCUGAUGGGCCAUUUCAACCAGCCACCGUCCUUACCUUUCGACGGGGAUUCGAAAAAGUAUCUUCCCCCAUUAAAUACUAUUGGCAAGGUUCCUGGGGUGACCGGAGAGGAAACACUUUGAUUCCACCUAUUAACCAAAACUUGAGCUCUGUCAGCGUCUGUCAGGAGUUUAUUGUGUAUCUGUGAAACGUCUUUGUCUUUGUUUCUUUCUUUAAUAAACGUCACCACAGUCAAACAUGAUGUAAAUAUACCAGAUUAAAGAGAAAUUGCUGUUUUUAUAUCAGACAACAUUGUAAACAAGAAGGUGCAGAUUUGUUAUAAUUAAAAUAAAAAAGGACUGUAUUUAUAGACAUAAAAACAAACAAAAACAUAACUUUGUAAUUCAAAUAGUGCGAAAGACAAGAUGUUAUAUGACAAUUCAUGUGAUUGCAGGUUGGAUCGUUUAAGAUAAGUCUCAAAAAUGAGGCAUGUGAAAUUAAAGAAUUUAUAAAACUUAAAAUGCUAAGACUUAGAGCAAUGGUAUGAUAAUGUUCCAGUAUGUAGUUAUUUUCACUGACGUACAGCUUGUCCAAAUGGGGUGCGUCUGUUUGGCGCCUCAUUGUCCCCUCUAGUGGCGGAACCGUGAAGCCCUUUUUAAAAAAAACACACACACAAACAAAAACAGGAAUAGUUUGGAUUGAUAAAUCCUCAAAGUUCAAUGAUUUUCCAUGCUUGUGAAAUCAAUAGCUUUUAUUAAUCAAUUAGUUAAUUUUAUUAAUUCCUCGUUGGGGAUUAAUAACAUAUUUUUGAAUUUGGAUUUAUAAUGUUCUUUUAAAAAGAACGAAAUAAAAGAAAGAAAGAGUGAUGCUAAUGACUUACAUAAGUGUCUUUCAGCCUUUAAAUAGCCAAUAUCAAAUGUGGGAAUAAAUAAAUAAAUCACAGAAUGCAAAUACAUCUCAGUGGCACUGAGUGUAAAAAAUAAAUAAAUAAUGCCUUAUUUCUUUGAAAAUGUUUUCUGCUCAUUACGCCAGUUACAAGCUUUGCUGAGUUUUAAAUGUAUUACAUCAUCUAUCCAUUCUGCACUCAAAAUCAUUAAGAGCAGAACUGUUUGGGAGACCAGUGCAGUCAAGGGAGAAGAUUUGGUCCCAUCACCAUGAAAACAUUGUUUUCUGUUUACAUCUACUGCAUACUAUGCUUUGAUACCCUUUUUUCCUCAGGCCAAAACACUCAGCUCUCCCUUGUACCGUCGCCCAGGCAGUCUCCUCUUAAUGCCAAAUGACUCAUGUCUCAUUAGUUUUAUAACAAUGACAAAAUAGUACUUGAUGUUGAUCUUAAUCUUGAAAAGUCCACAGUGGUUAUUUAUGAAGAUAAAGUUACACCUGUAAAGCCAAAAAAAAAGAAAAUAUUAUUAGUUUGUUGUUUUGUUUGU
This is a messenger RNA of Cololabis saira (Pacific saury), 2967 nucleotides long. It is a transcript of the gene chrng, whose product is annotated as cholinergic receptor, nicotinic, gamma. Gene Ontology annotation, cellular component: postsynaptic membrane; neuron projection; synapse. Gene Ontology annotation, biological process: regulation of membrane potential; signal transduction; chemical synaptic transmission. The transcript has 12 exons. The coding region runs from base 25 to 1680 and encodes 551 amino acids. Lineage: Eukaryota; Metazoa; Chordata; Actinopteri; Beloniformes; Belonidae. The record is from RefSeq and is a predicted model, not a curated record. Gene Ontology annotation, molecular function: acetylcholine-gated monoatomic cation-selective channel activity; transmembrane signaling receptor activity.